Molecule: messenger RNA, 4167 nt
Organism: Vigna umbellata (rice bean)
Lineage: Eukaryota; Viridiplantae; Streptophyta; Magnoliopsida; Fabales; Fabaceae
Source: RefSeq, a predicted model, not a curated record
UACCGAGAGGAAUGAACCUUUAGAAAAAGAGCUCAACAAUUUUCCCCAUGAUGAUGAUGCUAUGAAGAAAGGGAAUUUAAAUAGUACUACUCUUCUAAACGAGAAACCACGUGGGAAAGGACAAAGACAGUUUACUGAAAGGAAUGAACCUUUAGAUGAUAACUCCAAUAAUUUUUCCGAUGAUGAUUCCACGUACAAAUGGAAUUUGAAUGGUACUACUGCUCUAAACGAGAAACCACAAGGGAAAGGGCAAAGAAAAUUUACUGAGAAGAAUGAAACUUCACAAAAUGAGAUCAAUAAUUUUUCUAAUGAUGAUUCUACGAAGAAAGGAAAUUUGAUUAGCACUACUCUUCUAAACGAGAAAUCGCAUGGGAAAGGACAAAACCAGUCUACUGAGAAGAAUGAGCCUUUAAAAAAUGAGCUCAAUAACUUUUCCAAUGAUGAUUCUACGGAGAAAGGGAAUUUGAUUAACACUACUCUUCUAAACGAGAAACCACAUGGGAAAGGACAAAAUCAGUCUAGUGAGGAGAAUGAGCCUUUACAAAAUGAGCUCAAUAGUUUUUCCAAUGAUGAUUCUACGAAGAAAUGGAAUUUAAUUGGCAGCACUACUCUUCUAAAUGAGAAACCACAUGGGAAGGGACAAAGACAGUUUACUGAGAAGAACGAGACUUCAGAAAAUGAGCUCAAUAAUUUUUCCAAUGAUGAUUCUAUGAAGAAAGGGAAUUUAAGUAGUGCUACUCUUCUAAACGAGAAACCACAUAAGAAAGGACAAAGACAGUUUAUUGAGAGGAAUGAACGUUUAGAAAAUGAGCUCAAUAAGUUUUCCAAUGAUGAUUCUAUGAAGAAAGGGAAUUUAAGUAGUACUACGCUUCUAAACGAGAAACCACAGGGGACAGGACAAAAACAGUUUAAUGAGAGGAAUGAACCUUUAGAAAAUGAGCUCAAUAAUGUUUCCAAUGAUGAUUCUAUGAAGAAAGGAAAUUUAAAAAGUAUUACUCUUCUAAACAAGAAACCACAUGGAAAAGGACAAAGACAGUUUACUGAGAGGAAUGAACCUUUAGAAAAUGAGCUCAAUAAGGUUUCCAAUGAUGAUUCUAUAAAGAAAGGGAAUUUAAGUAGUACCACUCUUCUAAACGAGAAACCACAUGGGAAAGGCCAAAGACAAUUUACUGAGAGUAAUGAACCUUUAGAAAAUGAGCUCAAUAAUGUUUCCAUUGAUGAUUCUAUGAAGAAAGAGAAUUUGAAUAGUACUACUCUUCUAAACGAGAAACCACAUGGGAAAGGACAAAGACAGUUUCCUGUGAGGAAUGAACUUUCAGAAAAUGAGCUCGAUAAGUUUUCCAACGAUGAUUCUACUAAGAAAGGGAAUUUGAGCGGUACUUCUCUUCUAAACGAGAAACCAGAUGGGAUAGGACAAAGACAGUUUACUGAGAGGAAUGAACCUUUAGAAAAUGAGCUCAAUAAUGUUUCUGUUGAUGAUUCUUUGAAGGAAGAGAAUUUGAAUAGUACUACUCUUCUAAACGAGAAACCACAUGGGAGAGGACAAAGACCGUUUACUGUGAGGAAUGAACUUUUAGAAAAUGAGCUCAAUAAGCCUUGUAAUGAUGAUUCUACCAAGAAAGUGAAUUCAAGUAGUACUACUUUUCUAAACGAUGAACCACAUGGGAAGGGACAAAAACAGCUUACUGAGAAGAAUGAACCUUUAGAAAAUGAGCUCAACAAUUUUUCCAAUGAUGAUUCUAUGAAUUUGAAUAGUACUACUCUUCUAAACGAGAAGCCACAUGGGAAAGGACAAAGACAGUUUACUGAGAGGAAUGAACUUUUAGAAAAUGAGCUCAAUAAGUUCUACAAUGAUGAUUCUAUCAAGAAAGGGAAUUUAUGUAGUACUACUCUUCUAAAUGAGGAACCACGUGGGAAAGGACAAAAACAACUUAUUGAGAAGAAUGAACCUUUAGAAAAUGAGCUCAAUAAUUUUUCCGAUGAUGAUUCUUUGAAGAAAGGGAAUUUAGGUAGUACUAUUCUAAACGAGAAACCACAUGAAAAAGGACAAAGACAGUUCACUGAGAGGAAUGAACCUUUAGAAAAUGAGCUCAAUACUUUUUCCAAUGAUGAUUCCGCGAAGAAAGGGAGUCUAAAUAGUAUUAUUCUUCUAAACAAGAAACCACAUGAACACCCAAGAUUGAUGAGUGACAAAAUCGGAGAUGGGGAAAAUGUAGAAAUUCCUCUACAAUCUGCUGAGAAUUAUGAGCAAAUCAGCAAUCAGACCCUUAAUCAGCCAGAGGAAAUUAAUACUUUGAAUGAUUUUCCUGUUUAUACCGCAUGCCAUGAAGACAUUAAUACAAGUGGCAAGUUUCUUAGCAAUAAAACUGAAUUGAAGGCUGAAGUUGAAAGGCUACGAGAAGAGCUGAGGGAAGCUGCUGCUCUCGAAGUUUCAAUGUACUCAGUUAUUGCUGAACAUGGUAGCUCGUCAAACAAGGUCCAUGCACCUGCUCGGCGCCUUUCUAGAUUCUAUUUCCACGCUUGUAGAGUUGGGUCUCCUGCUACAAUAGCUAGUGCAGCCCAGAAUGCUGUCUCGGGAUUUGUUUUGGUUUCUAAAGCAUGUGGAAAUGACGUUCCAAGGUUGACAUUUUGGUUCUCAAAUAUAUUAUUGCUGAGAGCAAUUGUGAGCAAAGAAGUUGAAAAUGUACACUUUGGUGAUGGUUCAUGCAUCAACAGUGAAUGUGAUGCAGUUGGCAACACUCUUCGUAAAGAAGAAAAUGGCAACAUAGAAAAACAAUUUCAUAGCUGGGAGAAUCCAAAAACAUUUUUAAUUGCAUUAGAAAAGGUUGAAGCGUGGAUAUUCUCUCGAAUUGUUGAGUCUGUCUGGUGGCAGACUCUUACACCAUACAUGCAGUCUGGAGUUGCAAAAAGCACUAAUUCUAAGAAAGCAGAUGAAAGAAGAACCCGUGUGGGUGAUCAAGAUCAAGGAAGUUUUUCUAUUUAUUUAUGGAAAAGAGCUUUCAAGGAUGCAUGUGAAAGGCUUUGUCCUCUUCGGACUGGUUUUCAUGAGUGUGGCUGCUUGGCUGUGAUAGCUAGAUUGGUGAUGGAGCAGUUGGUUAGUAGACUUGACUUCGCUAUGUUCAAUGCUAUUCUUCGGGAAUCCGCUGAGGAGAUGCCCAUGGAUCCUGUAUCUGACCCCAUUAGUGAUUCUAAGGUUCUUCCAAUUCCAGCUGGGAAAUCAGGUUUUGCGGCUGGUGCACAACUGAAGAAUGCUAUUGGUGACUGGUCAAGAUGGCUUUCAGAUUUAUUUAGCAUUGAUGAUAGUGAAUCUUGCGAAGUUACCAAUGAAAACGAUGAACCCAAAUGUGAAUCAUCCUUCAAACCUUUCCUUCUCCUCAAUGCCUUAAGCGAUUUGAUGAUGCUUACCUUGGACAUGCUUGCAGAUGGGUCUACGAGAAAAGAGGUUUGCCCUAGAUUUGGUAUUUCAUUGAUUAAACGAGUUGUCAACAAUUUUGUUCCUGAUGAAUUCUCCCCAGGCCCUAUCCCGGAUGCUGUUUUCGAUGCCCUGAACAGUGAGGAUAUUGAGGAUGAUGUAGGAGCUAUUACAAGCUUGCCAUGUUCUGCUGGUCCCACGUUCUAUGCACCACUUCCAGCUUCUUCAAUUCUAGGCAUGCUACAAGAAGCGGGAACCAAAACUUCACUAAGACGUGGGUCAUUUGCUCUCAAAAAAUUAUAUACCAGUGAUGAUGAACUUGAUGAGUUGGAUUCACCACUUUCUGCACUUGGCAUGGAUGAACCAUCGACUGCACUAAUUAAGGGAGGCCGUAAGGUUGUACGAUAUGAGCUCUUGCGGGAAGCCUGGAAGAGUAGUGAAUAGUCAAUGAUGACUCUGUGUUCCUAUCAAUGUUUGUUUCCUUGUAUAUAAUACACAUUUUUCAUUUAGCCCAGAAUAUUGUCCCUUUGUUUUUAAAAUAAAAGUAUUGUCCUUGUAAUCUUAUACUUUUUUACCCUUAAAAGUUGCAAGAAAGUUACAGUCAUUUUCAUAUAGAUGUUUUCUUCCAAGACAUCCUACUAUGAGCAGUUCUUACCUGGUCUGGGAUAGUAAAAUAUUACUCCAGUUUGAUGGAUACAGAUAUGAAAUCUGAUUCCUCCAAAUUGAUGAAUGUAUUUUAGAGGACUUUAGAGUUU